Messenger RNA from Suillus subaureus, 380 nucleotides. RefSeq lists its product as uncharacterized. Lineage: Eukaryota; Fungi; Basidiomycota; Agaricomycetes; Boletales; Suillaceae. The transcript is spliced from 3 exons. The record is from RefSeq and is a predicted model, not a curated record. The coding region runs from base 107 to 316 and encodes 69 amino acids.
CGCCACGUGUAACUUAGCUAAGACUGUCGUCCCUUAACUGUUACGCCAAAAGGCAGUGAUACUGAAAGCUUAUGUUUCAGUAUCGUAGACAGUAUUUAUGUAGAUCAUGGGAACUCUAACCCCAAAUGCGCUAGGCAGCUCGAGUACGCCCGCCCUCCUGGGCGCCCCCAAUGCAAAGCGCUUUAUCAAGUCAUUGUUUUGUCUCGAAGAUCUUGCGCAUGACGAUGAUUUCGUUUCUGUUUUGGAGGUUCCUCUUGGUUAUGUGAAAUGGGACCCUGCUGUAGGGAGCACGAUCAGCUUCACCUCCGGCGUCUAGCAUAGUGUAUCGGAUUCGCUCAAGGCGGGUCUGAGCCGCUAUAAAAGAUCAACCCACUGGCAAU